UCCCGCUUCCCCCCCGCCCGCGCCUGGGACAGGGGCCAGCAGACCGCGGGGGAGAAGUGUUAUUCCCAGCAUCGUGACUUUUCCAUCAUGUCAGAACCUAUAACACUCAAUGUUGGAGGAAAACUGUACACCACUUCCCUGUCUACUUUGACGAGUUUUCCAGACUCCAUGCUGGGCGCCAUGUUCAGUGGAAAGAUGCCAACCAAGAGGGAUAGCCAAGGCUACUGCUUCAUUGACCGAGAUGGCAAAGUGUUCCGCUACGUCUUGAACUUCUUGAGAACUUCCCACCUGGACCUCCCUGAGGACUUCCAGGAAAUGGGCUUGCUGCGACGGGAGGCGGAUUUUUAUCAGGUUCAGCCACUGAUUGAAGCGUUGCAAGAGAAGGAGGUGGAGCUCUCCAAAGCUGAGAAGAACGCCAUGCUCAACGUCACUUUGGAUCAGAGGACACAGACAGUUCACUUCACUGUUCGGGAAGCGCCCCAAAUCUACAGCCUGUCUUCCUCCAGCAUGGAAGUAUUUAGCGCCCACAUAUUCAGCACGUCAUCUCUGUUCUUGAAGCUCCUGUGUUCCAGAUUUUACUAUUGCUUCAAUGGCAACCUGUCUUCAAUAUCCAGCUACCUGCAGGACCCCAACCACUUGACCUUGGAUUGGGUCGCGACUGUGGAAGGCCUGCCAGAAGAGGAGUACACUAGACAGAACUUAAAGAGACUUUGGGUGGUGCCAGCUAAUAAGCAAAUUAAUAGCUUCCAGGUAUUUGUGGAAGAGGUGCUAAAAAUAGCCAUGAGUGAUGGGUUUUGUGUGGAUUCCUCCCACCCCCAUGCCUCUGAUUUCAUGAAUAAUAAGAUUAUUCGACUAAUUCGGUACAAGUAGAAAUAGCCUGUUGUUAUGGUAUCAGAAAAUACAUAACCAAGCAUAGUGUUUCAUUUUAAGACCCACUUCGAGACACUGUAACAAACAGUCUAAUACAAAAUAAUGUGAUAAUCUG
Emys orbicularis (European pond turtle) is the source of this 985-nucleotide messenger RNA. It is a transcript of the gene KCTD21, whose product is annotated as potassium channel tetramerization domain containing 21. The coding region runs from base 88 to 870 and encodes 260 amino acids. The record is from RefSeq and is a predicted model, not a curated record. The transcript has 2 exons. NCBI's taxonomy places the organism in Eukaryota, Metazoa, Chordata, Testudines, Emydidae. Gene Ontology annotation, molecular function: cullin family protein binding; histone deacetylase binding. Gene Ontology annotation, biological process: ubiquitin-dependent protein catabolic process; protein homooligomerization.